This is a messenger RNA of Symbiodinium sp. CCMP2592, 684 nucleotides long. The record is from the annotation of a GenBank genome assembly. NCBI's taxonomy places the organism in Eukaryota, Dinophyceae, Suessiales, Symbiodiniaceae.
AUGGCCAGCGCAACUGCGGGCCGUGCGCGUUCAAGGACGCCCCCGCGCGAGGCCGUCAAGACGUCUGCCGUCGCCGUGGCCUUCAAGGCCGCCAUGGCGGCAGCAAGUGCGCUGAAACAGAAAGUCCAGAGCAAGCUGCCCUCAGCUGGGGCAGCACCGACAGAUCCGGGCUCACAGCAGGUGCAGCCGGAGCCCGCCGAAGCCGAGAAGCCGAAGCCGGAGCCGGAAGAGGUGGCAGAGCCCGGAUCACCGGGAACGCCACCGGAGCCUCCUCCCGAGGAGCUGGCUCCCGAGGAGGAGCGAACCUGGCACUGCCACGGCUGCAGCAAGACCUUCAACUCCUUCGCUGAGCUGCGUGCCCAUGCUCUGGAGGCCGGUGAGCGCUGCAACGGUCCGGCGUGGCAGGCCGCGGUGAAUGCCAUCAGCUGCAUGCCUGGCGCGGGCUCGGUACUCUGGUGCCCGGCCUGCCCAGACGACUUCCUGGGCAGGUGGACGGGUUCCACGGCCAAGGCAUCCGCGCUGCUCCGGCACCUCAUGUCCGCCUCCAAGGCUUCCUCGAAGGAGACGGAGCCGAUCCUAGCAAGUCCUCAACGAGUGGGACAGGUUCAUGCUGGGAUGAUGUGCACCCUCACAAGGGUACUCUUCGUAUGGUGGGGCUGUAGGGCCGUAGCGUUCCGAGCAUGA